Molecule: messenger RNA, 2658 nt
Organism: Astyanax mexicanus (Mexican tetra)
Lineage: Eukaryota; Metazoa; Chordata; Actinopteri; Characiformes; Acestrorhamphidae
Gene: mmp9
Product: matrix metallopeptidase 9
Exons: 13
Coding region: 178-2229 (683 amino acids)
Biological process (GO): collagen catabolic process; proteolysis; extracellular matrix organization
Cellular component (GO): extracellular matrix
Molecular function (GO): zinc ion binding; metalloendopeptidase activity
Source: RefSeq, a predicted model, not a curated record
GACCCAGAGCUGCUUCAGGAGCAGACAAAGAGCAUCCAGAGCUCAGAGAGGAGAUCUGAAGAGCAUCUUCAUCCAGCAGAUCUCUACAGUAUCUCUCCAGCACAUCUUCAGAUCUUCACCUGAGACUUUGGAGACUCUUCUUCUCAGUGUUCAGUGGCUGAUUGGAAAGUUCUCACUAUGAGACUCAGCGCCGUGGCGUUUAUGGUUCUAGGAACCUGCGCUUUAAGCGUGUGGUGCCAUCCAAUCAAAUCCGUCUUCGUGACCUUCCCCGGGGACGUGCUCAAAAAUAUGACGGACACAGAGCUGGCAGAGACGUACCUGAAGCGAUUUGGAUAUAUGGAGAUUCAGGAUAAGAGCAGGCUGCAGUCAUCAGUCUCCACCGCUAAAGCUCUGAAGAGGCUGCAGAGGCAGCUUGGCCUGGAGGAGACUGGAGCACUGGAUAAAGCCACCGUCAACGCCAUGAAGCAGCCUCGCUGCGGCGUUCCCGACGUCCGCAACUACCAGACCUUCGAAGGAGACCUGAAAUGGGAUCACACUGACGUUACAUACAGGGUCUUGAAUUACUCCCCCGACAUGGAAGAGACUCUUAUCGACGAUGCCUUCGCCAGAGCCUUCAAGGUGUGGAGUGAUGUCACACCUUUGACUUUCACCCGUCUUUAUGAUGGCACUGCUGACAUCAUGAUCUCCUUCGGAAAAGCAGAUCACGGAGAUCCGUACCCAUUCGAUGGCAAAGACGGCCUGCUGGCACACGCUUAUCCUCCAGGUGAGGGGCUCCAGGGAGACGCCCACUUUGACGAUGAUGAAUUCUGGACCCUUGGCACUGGACCAGUUGUUAAGACGCGCUAUGGUAAUGGAGAAGGCGCUUUGUGCAAGUUUCCUUUCAUCUUCGAGGGCACCUCUUACUCCACCUGCAUCACCGAGGGCCGUUCUGAUGGUCUGCCAUGGUGCGCCACCACUGCUAACUACGACAAUGACAAGAAAUUCGGCUUCUGCCCCAGCGAGCUCCUGUUCACAUUCGAUGGAAACAGCAAUGGGGCCGAGUGCGUCUUCCCGUUUACGUUUCAGGGAGAAACCUACAACGGCUGCACCACAGAAGGACGUAGUGACGGUUACCGCUGGUGCGCAACCACAUCUAACUUCGACACUGAUAAAAAAUACGGGUUCUGUCCAAACAGAGACACUGCUGUGAUUGGUGGAAACUCUGAGGGUGAACCAUGCCAGUUUCCUUUCACCUUCCUUGGAACGAAGUACACUUCCUGCACCAGUGAAGGGCGUGGGGAUGGAAAGCUGUGGUGCGCCACAACCAGCAACUAUGACGCUGACAAAAAAUGGGGAUUUUGCCCAGACAAAGGAUACAGUCUGUUCCUGGUGGCCGCUCAUGAGUUUGGGCACGCUCUUGGUCUGGAUCACUCCAACAUCCAAGAUGCUCUGAUGUUCCCCAUGUACAAAUAUGUAGCAGACUUCCAUUUGCAUGAGGAUGACAUCGAGGGCAUCCAGUAUCUCUAUGGAUCCAGAACUGGCCCUGACCCCACUCCUCCCCAGCCAAGAACCACCACAUCUUCCCCAGUUCCUCCUCCCAAACCUACUGGUAGAACACCAAAGCCUACUCCUCCCAUUGUACCCACCACAACCCCGGUUGUGGACCCCUCUAAAGAUGCUUGUCAAAUGGACGUGUUUGACACCAUCACUGAGAUCCAGGGCGAGCUUCAUUUCUUCAAAGAUGGACACUUCUGGAAGACAUCCAACGGAGGCAACGGGAAACACAGGGGACCUUUCCGCGUCUCUGAGACAUGGCCUUCCCUGCCUGCCAAGAUCAACACUGCGUUUGAGGACCCUCUGACCAAGAAGAUCUACUUCUUUGCAGACAAUCAGUUCUGGGUCUACUCAGAGGGGCAAGUUCAGGGACCUCGCAGAAUUGAGAAACUUGGCCUACCUAACAAUCUGCAGAAGGUGGAGGGAGCCUUGCAGAGGGGUAAAGGCAAAGUGCUGCUCUUCAGUGGCGAGAGCUUCUGGAGGCUGGACUUAAAGACUCAGCAGAUUGAUAGGGGAUAUCCUCGUUUCAUUGACCAGACCUUCGGAGGCGUGCCUGCAGAUUCUCACGAUGUGUUCCUUUAUAAAGGACACUUCUACUUCUGCAGAGAUCGCUUCUACUGGAGGAUGAACAGCAGACGGCAGGUCGACAGAGUCGGAUACGUGAAGUACGACCUCCUGAAGUGUUCAGACUACUGAAUCCAUUAUACUCAGUAUUACUAUUACUAGUAUUGUGUGAUAGGAAAGCACAAACAACUGGGAUGGAGUUUCUACUAUCCCAAAUAUUUAUAUGUUUAAGAUAAGAAAGUACAGUGUUGUUGGAAGAACUGAAACUCACUGCAGUGAAUUCAGUGUCUGUUUGUACAUUAAAUUAAUUCAUAUUAAAAGACGAACAUGUGGUCAUGUAAGAUAUUAAGAGGUCAUUGCCUGGAGCAAAUGAUCAGUUAAGGUUAAGGAUAAUUAAGGUUAUAAUCACUUUAUGUAUUUCUAUUGUUUGUAUUUGUUUUUGUUGCCUUUGUAGCCAAAUUUUGCACAUGUGAACAUGUUUCUCUGUUGUUUAAUUUAUUUUUUUAAAAUCAGUAGUAUUUUAUUAUAUGGACUGUUCAAUAAAUUUAUAAUUUAAACCAA